ACUUGGCAAUGAAUGGAGGGAGGCCGUCUGGAGCAUUGUAUUCCCACAGGACUGUGUAUAUAUGUCAUGAGAGGGGGAGAGCAAUCUCACUGGAAGCUACUCUCUACAUUGGAAUGAAUGCUUGGCAAGCUAAGUCACCAGUUUAAUCUUUUGUGCAUGUUUCACGUGUGUAUACAAUCAUGUACACAUCAAGGUAUGUGCAAUGGCUGCAGUGGAGAGAGCGUCUGCAUUACUGAACAUGGAUAACUG
Geodia barretti is the source of this 249-nucleotide messenger RNA. The record is from the annotation of a GenBank genome assembly. Lineage: Eukaryota; Metazoa; Porifera; Demospongiae; Tetractinellida; Geodiidae.